Amoebophrya sp. A120 is the source of this 3842-nucleotide messenger RNA. NCBI's taxonomy places the organism in Eukaryota, Dinophyceae, Syndiniales, Amoebophryaceae. The record is from the annotation of a GenBank genome assembly.
AUGACAGCCGUGCAAGAGAACGUUGCCGGAGAUAGCCCAGUCAAGGUUCGUCUUGUUGGAAAUCAUGUUUUGAACAUGAAGAUGAGCGCCUCCACACCGAUUUCGUGCAUGCACAGACUACAUUGACGCACCAAUCCAAUCUGACAAUCUGUUUCUUCUCACAGAAACAAGUACUAAGAGUUCGAGUCACAUUUUAGAAAAAAAAUCCUAUCACAGGGCUCGGACGAGAUCAACAUUUUGCAGUCGACGUCCACUGCACCGCCCGACGAGAUGGACGCGGCUACUUCCACCACUACGCGGACCAGCCGUACAGCCUCCGACACGAGCGACCUGCUCCCAGAACAACAUACUGGCACGAGCAAGUCGAGUUCCUCCUCCAGCACCUUAUUCCGCAAGAUGAAGGCGGACAAUCUCCAGAAUGGCAAGCACAAACAGAUGACGGCUUUGCUCGACGGCAGCAUGGGACGGCAGUUGUGCGAGGAGUUCAAACUUCCCACGGACGACUUUUGGUUCCCAAAGAUUUGGUCCGCGGCAGCUUUGGUCAAACCGGAAUUUCACACUGCCGUCGUCGAGGCGCACAAAAGCUACAUCGAAGCCGGUGCGACGCUGAUCACGACGAACAGCUUCGGCACGCAGCCGACGUUCUACCCAAGAGCGUUUGGGGAGGAUGAGUGGGUAUUGAGCUUUCUUGUUUUUCUCCACGUGCCUCAAGCUAUCAAAGCCGGUGCAGUUUCUUCAAAACUACAUGCAAAAAUUCGAACGAACAAAAACACGACAUCAAUCAGGAAUCUCGCAUGCUUGCGGACGCUGAGCUGAGUUCCAAAUUGGCGGUCCAAGCGCGGAAUGAAGCCAACUCUACAAACGAUGUGAAGAUCAUCGGCUCGUUGCCAUCGCUCUUUGAGUCCCAUCGACCGGAUAUUUUUCUCAAAAAUGUGGAGGAGAAAGGCGAGGAAUUUGUUGUGCAUUACUAUCACAAGAUUGCGGAAGCGCUGGUAUUUGAUCUGUUAUUUUUUUGUCUGAAGGUGGCACGAGGACGAGCACGACAGUCGGUCGUAUGCGUAUCGUGGGGCCCACGAGAACAUGACUCAUAUUGGAAAACUUGACUAAAAACCGUAUAAAUAAACCCACCAACAGCUCCGCGGCGGCGCAGACGCGAUUUUGUUCGAGACCAUCAAUUGUUGGGAGGAGGCAGCGCUCGGGCUGGAAGGCAUCAGCAGACUACCGCAAGAGAUGCAGCCCGAGAUCAUAGUUGCACUAGAGGGCGCGUUCCGCAACCUGAAUUUGAAACCGAAUCCGCACCUGUCCGCGCACGCGUUCCGCGCGCUGCUGCCCAGAUUUGCGCUGUUCGACACCUUGCCAGAGCACCUCGCCACCGCGGUGUCGCUUUCCCCGGAGGAGCACGCGACGGCUUUUGAGGAAAAGAAGGGCAACUUGUUGGACCCGAAAACCGCGGUUAUUUGUCACAAAGCGGAGCCUGCGAAAUUGCAGGUGUCCUGUUUCGGGUUCAACUGCGCACCACCAGAGGAGAUUUUGGACUCCUUGCGGGCAGUCCGGAACGACUCUGUCCUGCACGAGAUUGUGACGGUACAAGAUGUCAAUGUUGUCAAAUUCAACGACGAAUGUUUUUACCUGGGUACUAGUAGAAUGAUGCGCAUGUCGACCCGAUUUUGACCCAGCCGUACACGCAACGGAACGUUUUCAAAAACAAAGCCAGAAACAUUUUUUGGAUCCGAAUUUUUUUUAGGUUUCCGGUCUCGAGCUCUGCGCCUACGCGAACGUGAACGAUCGGAAAGAGGCACAUGACAACGGCUUCGAGGUGCGCAAGGACCGCGCUAGUGCGAUCAAGAAGCGCACCGACCUGGCUCGCGAAAUUUCUCCUGCAGAAAAUGGCGCGGCGACAGAUGACAAGGAGGUAUGUUGCGGGUGGACGAUUUUUGCAUUGACCGACGUCGAUAUUCGUGCUGCGCUUGGUCAUUAAUUUCUUGAGAUGCACUUGGACGCCUUGUCUCCAAGAGCAAGAUGAAAAUUGAAUUUUGAUGCUCUACUUACUAAGGGUGAGAAUAUCUGUCGACGACGACGCACUUCCUCGGAUCAAUACUGUAUUCGUGAAAAAAACAGAAUCCGCCGAAGAAGCAUUAUGCGUACGACGGUUACGUUGACCUGGUUUGCGAGAUGGUGGACGCUGGCGCAACGAUUGUUGGCGGUUGCUGCGGAUGCGGCCCCGAAGGAAUCCACGCCCUCGGGCAUCGAUUUUUUUAAAGAGAAAAAAUAUCUCUCAGCCUGAAAUUUGAAUUUCAAAUUUGGUAUUUCCCCAUCAUGAUCAUGUCUUCUAGUACUACUACUCCCGUGCGCGAUGCUUGUUCUGGGAAUCGCGACUUGUAACCAAAAGUAAGAACAAAUGCGUCAAAAACAACUCACGUCAACGUCUAAUAUUUUCAUACGAACUUGAACAAGCAAAGCGGUGUCGUAUGUGGUUGUCCCAUGCACUGCUUUGCGAGUCAUAUACUGACACCAAUUCUAGAUAUUUUUGACAAAGAUGAAGGAUGAGUCUGAGCUCACCCCUCAGACUUUGCCGAUGAAAAGUAAUAAAUGGUCACUAAGUAUUAACUCGUCCAGGAACUUCCUGUUCUGGCCGAGAGCGAGAUAAACCUCCACCCAGUACCAAAAAUUUUCUCCCCCACGAAGAACAAAACAGCACGUUGCUCUCAGCCGGUGGACAGGACCGCUUGCAGUACUUUCUAGCCCGACCAGCUGCGAAUGACUUCGCCGAACUACAACCCUCAUGGCCUAUCAUAGACUACUUCUCAUGAUCUUCCUUGGAAUGUCAAUGUAGUAGAAAAACUGGUGAGUCCCUUCCGCGGAGGAACAACGUCCAUCUGGGGCGGGACAGAUAUUUUUUGUCGAACAAGAAGCCUCAUGCCUUCUGCAAAAGAAUAUUUUCAUUUUGUGCUUGCAGAAGUUGAAGGGGCUGGGGCUACCACCUAUAACGUGUUAAGAUAGAAGUUUGACGGCUGGAAUAUCGUACGUUUUCCGCACAGCACCUGAUUCAUACUGCUGAUUUUUGCACAUAUUGGCAGAGGGGGUCUUCUUCAGUUGUUGCCUGACCAGCAGGAGUGAAAAGGUGGAGGCGGAGUACCAGAAGCUACUGCUAUUGAAUAACCUGCUCGACAAAUAAUUCAAAUUCCGAUUCGUGGCAAGUAAACCUAGCGAAAUUUUGGUGCAAGCGGCAAAAAGUAAAGCCGACGUUUUGUUUCUUCAUGACAGCGUGUGUACAACUUAGGUGGUGGAGCGGGCGACGUCAUCGAUGUCACUACCGCCUCAUUGCAACAUCCGAAGAACAAGACCAAAUGAGGAGGUUUGCUGCGCUAGAGUUUACUUCUUCUGAAGCUUGCGUAAGAUGAUUGUUAGUCCUGAAUAUGGCGAUAGCGGCUCUACUCUAGUACUGGUGCUACACUAACGAGUGCCGUGUAUCGUUCACAAUGUAAAACCCUUUGCCUUUCGUUGCGGGAUAACUCACUGUGUGCAACUACAGGUAGUACGAUUGCGGCUGUUCAAUCGGCAGCUGCACAAAAUAAAAUGAAAAACUGACAUCGCGAGCAAGAGUUUAGAUUUUGGCCCCCGCCUCACAUUAGAGCCUCGAACAAUUUCACAACAUACCCAUACCGAUAAGAAACCCAGAUGAUUUGUGGUUGCCCUUGACUGCGCGUAUUGAAGGAUAGCACAGCCCUAAAAUGAAAAAUGAUGAGAAGAAGUUUCAGACUACCAAAUCAACACCCGGCCAAAAUGAGGAAGUUCAAUGUUUUAGAAGGAGCAACCGAGUACAUUUUACUAGAGAAAUGCAG